GGCAGUGGCUGGAUCGGGGCAGGCAGCCCCUUCGCGUCCGGAGGGAUGCGGUGCGUGCCCUCCGCUGGCCGGAGGCGAUGAUCCUGACAGCCUUCUCUCUAUUUGGAGGAAGUGAAGCGAAGAAGGAAGCAAAGGAAAAGUUAUACUAAUUCGGUGACAGAAGGCUUAACAAAGAUCAGGAGCCUGCAUUUCCCACAGCCAAUAUGAUGCGUCUGGUGGUCCUCCUUUCGUUCUUCGUCAUCUUUCGGCUAUUCUUUGACCUGCCCUGGAUUCAGGUGGUGCCAGCCCUUUUGAUAUUCUACUUGGGCUCUGGCGGGUGGAAUUUUGUCCGCAUCUUCGUCAAGACAUUCAAACGGGAUGUUAUGACCGGAAAGUGCGUCCUGUCGACCCGCUUAAAGCUCUGGUGGUACGUGAGACGCCGCUCCACCAUCCCCAAGAUCUUCCAGCAGGUGGUGCAGAGGCAUCCGGAGAAGGCGGCCCUCACCUUCCAAGGCACGGGCGAAUCGUGGACCUUCCGCCACCUGGACGAAUAUUCCAACCAGGUGGCCAACUUCUUCUUCGAACAAGGCUUCCGCUCGGGGGACGCCGUUGCCCUCUUCAUGGAAUCGUGCAACCAGUACGUCGGCCUCUGGCUCGGACUGGCCAAGAUCGGGGUUGAGGCGGCGCUGCUGAACUCCAAUGUGCGGCAGGACUCCCUGGUCCACUGCGUCAAAAUCUCCCACGCGAAGGCGAUGGUGUUCGGGGGCGAGCUGGCCGAAGCCUUGUGGGAAGCACAGCCCUUCCUGGAGAAAUCCAUCCGCCUCUUCUGCUCCGGCGAUCAGCGAGCAGCCAACUCCCUGCCAGGGGUGGAAGACCUCGACUCUUUGGUUGAGAAGGCAUCGCGCCAGCCGCCCAGCCCACCGGACAAGGGAUUCCUAGAUAAACUGUUCUACAUUUAUACUUCCGGCACGACAGGGUUGCCCAAGGCGGCCAUCAUCCUCCAUAGCAGGUAUUUCCGGAUGGCGACCCUGGUCUACGGUGGCUUUCGUAUGAGGCCCGACGACGUGGUUUAUGACAGCCUCCCUCUCUAUCACGCAGCAGGCAAUAUUGUCGGGGUCGGCCAGUGCCUCCUGCACGGAAUGACGGUGGUGAUCCGGAAGAAGUUUUCGGCCUCUCAGUUUUGGGAUGAUUGUGUCAAGUAUAACUGUACGAUUGUGCAGUACAUUGGCGAGAUUUGUCGGUACUUGUUGAAUCAGCCGUCGAAAGAGGUGGAGCGUCAACACCGAGUUCGGAUGGCCUUGGGGAAUGGCCUGCGGGCAUCCAUCUGGAAGGAAUUCACCGAACGUUUUGGUAUCACCCAGAUUGCGGAGUUUUAUGGCUCCACUGAGUGCAAUUGCAGCGUUGGGAACUUUGACAAUAAGUUUGGGGCGUGUGGCUUCAACAGCAGAAUCGUACCAAACAUUUACCCCGUCAAGCUGGUCCAAGUCAACGAAGACACCAUGGAGCUGAUCCGGGGACCAGAUGGACUCUGCAUUCGGUGUAAGCCAGGGGAACCGGGCCAGCUAGUGGGGCGCAUCGUCCAAACUGAUCCGUUGCAGCGUUUUGAUGGUUACUUGAACCACGAGGCCAACAGUAAGAAAAUUGCCCGAGAUGUCUUCACCAAAGGUGAUUCUGCCUACCUCUCAGGCGAUGUCCUCAUCAUGGAUGAACUGGGCUACCUGUAUUUCCGAGAUCGCACUGGAGACACUUUUCGCUGGAAAGGUGAGAAUGUCUCUACGAUGGAAGUGGAGGGGACCCUCAGCCGAAUCCUCAACAUGACGGACGUCGUGGUGUACGGCGUGGCAGUGCCAGGCACAGAAGGGAAAGCUGGUAUGGCUGCCGUGGUGGAUAAGGACUGCUCGUGCGACUUGGAGAGAUUUGCUGCAGAAAUGAAAAAAGCUCUCCCGGCCUAUGCGCGCCCGGUUUUCCUGCGGCUGCUGGAGGAAGUACAUAAGACAAGCACCUUCAAAUUCCAGAAAGUGGAUCUGCGCAAGGAAGGUUAUGAUCUGAGGGUGGUGAAAGACAGGCUGUUCUACUUGGAGCCUGGAGAAUACCGGUAUUUCCCGUUAGACAAAGAGGUCUUCGAAAAGAUCCAGUCGGGACAGGCAAAGCUGUAAAAAGAAAAUUGAAAGAGCACUUUUUCUCACUGAAACCUCGUCACGUCCUUCAAUUUAAGGACCGGGAUUACAAUGGGUGUUGGAAAGCCGGAAAUGGUCAAGCAACUUUCUUUAUUCUGGUUC
This is a messenger RNA of Candoia aspera, 2258 nucleotides long. It is a transcript of the gene SLC27A4, whose product is annotated as solute carrier family 27 member 4. Gene Ontology annotation, molecular function: long-chain fatty acid transmembrane transporter activity; long-chain fatty acid-CoA ligase activity. Gene Ontology annotation, biological process: long-chain fatty acid import into cell; response to nutrient; very long-chain fatty acid catabolic process. NCBI's taxonomy places the organism in Eukaryota, Metazoa, Chordata, Lepidosauria, Squamata, Candoiidae. Bases 204 to 2135 code for a protein of 643 amino acids. The transcript has 14 exons. Gene Ontology annotation, cellular component: microvillus; endoplasmic reticulum membrane; plasma membrane. The record is from RefSeq and is a predicted model, not a curated record.